This is a messenger RNA of Drosophila navojoa, 1371 nucleotides long. RefSeq names its product chromatin-associated protein stand still (gene stil). The record is from RefSeq and is a predicted model, not a curated record. NCBI's taxonomy places the organism in Eukaryota, Metazoa, Arthropoda, Insecta, Diptera, Drosophilidae.
ACCUACAGAACUGGGAUAGCGAAGUUCAAUUUAAUUCGGUAGCUCGUAGGCAGCGGAUCGCCUUUUUCUUAGCUUAAUGGUACUUUUUGUAUGAAAUGCCAAAACCAGAGGAACUUGAUCAAGCCGAGAAGCAAGGCUCAAAUUUAAGCGAAGUGAAAAUAGAUCCACAACGCCGUCAGCAUGUCCCUUAUAUAUUGAACGGUGAGCUUUAUCGCAUUGAAAGUCAAGUUGGGGACAAUGUGACCGUCAAGUGUUGUUCUUGUCCGCCGGAUCGAAUAUAUCGGGGCAGUGUACGUUCUACGGGAAAUUUUCACAUGCAUAUCAAGCGGAGGCAUGCAUCUUUGCUGGGCAAAUUGCAUGAAAUGAAGGUUGCAGCAUUGGUAGAACGGCGGGAUCGUAUUAUGAAAAACCGACGCAUUGCUAAAUGUCAUAAAAAAUCCACACCGUCGGUCGCUGUUUCAGCCUUAGCUGCAAUUACCGACGCCUCGUCAAUAGAAGUGCCAAAGAGCGCAGAGACACACGAGCUUAAAAUUAAAACGGUAUUUCAACGACACAAGCAAGAGCAUCACGAACAGGAGGAAGCAGCGGCCAUACGAACAUCGAUUUCAAUCAGCGAUUCGUCGAUGGACAAUAGCCAGAGUUCUGAAAAAUUAUCCGAUACGGCCUCAAAUCAAGACAAUAAUAAUAACAAUAAUCUUAAUUCAACGCAAAAUAAUCAUAAUAAUAAUCAUAUUCAAGGUGUACAAAGUCCAUCAACUCUAAGUUCAACAAUGUUUUGCCCCACAUUCGUGCCGAAUCCUCAGAUCAAACAUGCAAUUGACUUUCCAGCCAUGGUUAGCAUACCGCGCAUGCUUCCCAUCAAUGCGAUUAAGCCGGAGCAGCAGCCACAGGCUCUAUACGAGCAGCCGGAGGCGAUUGAUCUCAGCAGAAGGUCAUCGAUGCAAAGCGAUGACAUGGUGCAUGGACGCUUCACCCAGGAGGUGCAGAACGUACAAAUUGGCGUAUCGCCUGGACAGGAAUUAACUCCAUUCGUUAACGGACCUCCACGCGAUAUUUUGAAGCGCAUUGAUAACACUUUGGCCGAUAUUAAGGAUGAGCUGCAGACACGCAAUGAAAUCGAGCGUAAACGUUUAUUGUUCGACGUGGCUAAAUUUCAGUUUCUGCACCCUAAUUUUAAUUUCGAAUCGACCUCAUAAAAAUAAUAACGGCGCACCUUUUGCCAUUCCAUAUAAUUCGUAUGCUAAAUAAAAUAACAUACUUUUGGUAUAUUUUUGUUCAAAAGAACAUUGAGCUAGUUUCGUAUUCGAUUGUUAGCAGUAAUCGAAACACUUGUGCGUGCGGGGCAAUAAAACAGCUUGUCUGUGAACAUUA